Molecule: messenger RNA, 9266 nt
Organism: Clarias gariepinus (North African catfish)
Lineage: Eukaryota; Metazoa; Chordata; Actinopteri; Siluriformes; Clariidae
Gene: ankrd50l
Product: ankyrin repeat domain 50-like
Exons: 6
Coding region: 800-5089 (1429 amino acids)
Molecular function (GO): protein binding
Source: RefSeq, a predicted model, not a curated record
GUUGACGGAAGCAUGCGGUGGAGUUAGGGAGCACGCGCUCUCAUGUACGCCGACUGUAACGAGAGGAGCGAGAAAUGCACCGAAAAGCAGGACGAGGUCGAAAGCCGAUCGAAGCGGCGCGUUGUGAUGACGGAACUGGAGGGGAGGAGAUAAAGGAGAACAAGAAAAACCGGUGAGCAGCUGUGAGGCAGAGAGAGUGUAUGAAAGCAGGAGAAGAGUCGAAGAGUCCAAUCUUGUCAGCAUUUAGCAUUCAACCCCAGAGACCUGGAAGAAGGACAGAAGGAGACCUACUGCCCUGGUGGAAACACAUACAAUGAGAAUUUGAAAACUGCCUUAGAAAAGAGAACAUUGAGAAAGCAUGGGGGAAGUGGAUGCAUAAAUCUGUAUCCGAGAUCAACUUGCAAUGAGACAUUCCUCCUUUUCCUGUAGAAAGUGAAACUGUUUUCAUUCAUUGGAGAAAUAGAGACAACUGUGGUAGUCUAAUAUAAAGGAAGCAGGUUACUAUGCAAGGACAUCAAGAUUUAUUUUUAUUUUUGUUUGUCUAUUUUUAUCAACAGUAACCUUGACAAACUGAAUCUUAACCAAAGCAGAAUUCAUAACCACCUGCAGCAAGACACCAUCUGAGAACACAUCUUCAAAGCUUUAUUCCUGAAAGAAAUUUCACUAUAUGGCACUAAGUGACUAUCGGUAUACAAAUGACAAAAAGAUGAACUGAGAUUUUUGUACCUUUGGACUAUCCAUUGUGUUGUAGUAUGGAGAAAGGUCAAUCCACAAGUCUGACACCUGUUUUCUGGACCAGAUGAGGGGUUGCAGGCCAAGCUUGCUCCAGGGCCGACGGUUCCACUGUCGGGAAUGGGCCCUGGAGAAGGUGAAGAGAUACCUGGAGGCAAGAAAUCAGGUCAAAGGGGGGCAGGACAUAUCCCAUCCCCUGUCUGGAGUCCUUGUGAUAGGGGGGCCUGGUACAGGUAAAACGGCCUUCUGCACAGAGCUGGUCUGGCCCCAGUCAGAAGCAGGGAAAGAAUUCGGGCUGGCAUCACGGUGUCUGGCUUGGCACUAUUGUCAACGGGAAUAUGCAGACAGCCUAGAGGUUUGGAGGUUUGUGCUGGGCCUGGUUGAGCAGCUGCGUAUGAGUCCUCUAUUGCCACCGGAUUAUUCUAACCUGUUGGCCAACCAUGCUGUUGCUACCAGCCUAGAACCUCUUCAUUGUCAACGUGACCCAGAUGACACCUUUAAAAAGGCAGUUUUGGAGACUUUGCUCUCUUUACCCUCUCCAUCUCAGCCUGUUUACCUAGUGGUAGAUUCUUUGGAUUCUGGCUGUGGUGGGACUGUUGGAGUUAGUGAUGGUCUAACAGUAGGGACUAUAGGUGCACAAAGUACAUCAAUAGCAGAGCUCCUCCUUAGGCACCACCAGUACUUCCCACCCUGGAUUCUCCUUGUCUGUUCUGCCCGUAGACAAAAUAAGGUUGUGUGCAAGAUGUUUUCAGGGUUUCGAAAGCUGUGUCUAGAUGACUUGCGGAAACCUGCAGCUGUGCAAGAUGUUCAACAUUAUAUUCUUCGAAGGCUAGAUCAAGAAGGGACACUGCGGCGGCUGCUCACACCAGAGACAGCCGACAUGCUUAACUUGCUGCAUAUCAAGAGUGGUGGAUGCUUUCUGUUCCUUGAGCGAGUGCUGGAUGGUGUAGCAAGUGGUUUGGUAGGGCUCAGAGAAAUCCGGGACAUACCAGGUACACUAAAUGGCCUAUAUUUGUGGCUCUGUCAGCGGCUUUUUCCCCGAAGACUCUUUGUCCAUGUUAGGUCCUUGCUCAACAUUAUUUUGGCAUCCCAACGACCUCUAAAUCUUGACGAACUCUUUACUGCUGCACAAACUAGGGAUGCUUGCCUGAUACAUGAGGAUUUUCUGUCACAAAUGCGUGCUUUAACAGCACUGAUUGUUGAUGGGCCAAAUGGGAGUAAGCUCUUGUUCCAUAGUAGCUUUGCAGAGUGGUUAACUGAUGUAAAGUACUGCACACAGAAGUUUUUGUGCAGUACAAAAGAUGGACACCUUUCACUUGCCAUGGCCCUGUCAUUGAAAUCUAAAAACCUUAAUACAAAAGAGAUAUGCCAAAUGGGCCAUCACCUCUUAAGCAGUGGAAUACAUUCAGGGGAUCCUGCACUGCUUGCACUAUGGAUGCUUUGGACUGGAGUUCCCAUGCUUAGCAGUGGUGGCAGGGGCUCUUCUGCUCCUGUACCUCAACAUAUUCUUUCCGGGAAAACACCUGUGCUGGUUCAACUCGACGUGUUACAGCUUUUGAUGAAAAGUGGUGUUUACCCCCUCACCUGUUCCCCAGACAAUGGUCCAAGUGUGGGUGUACACUGUGUGGGUAAGGGGAGAGCAAUAGUGAGAAAGGCGCUGCAAAGAGAGGACUCUGUACGAGCACUUUUGGAUAGUGGGGUUAAUGUAAACAGGACAGACCCAUCAAAUGGACGAACGCUGCUUUCUACUGCAGCCCACUCAGGGCUUGUAGAUAUAACUGCACUACUACUGUGUCGUGGAGCAGACCCUGCUCUAAGUGACAACCAGCGCCAGACACCACUAACACUUGCAGCCAGACAGGGCCACGUGGGAGUACUUCAGGUUAUCCUAGACUGGAUUCAUGAUCAACAGUCUGAUACUGGUCGAACAUUGCUGGAGCAUGCAGACAGUGAAGGAUGGACUGCUCUGAGAUCAGCCUCAUGGGGCGGUCAUAAGGAAGCAGUGAAGAUGCUUCUUGAGGCAGGAGCAGAGGUAGACGGUUGUGAUCCAGAUGGGCGUACUGCUUUACGAGCUGCUGCUUGGGGGGGUCAUGAGGAGAUCUUGCUUACUCUCCUUGGCCAUAGUGCUAAAGUUGAUAGCAUGGAUCAUGAAGGCCGUACUCCACUUAUUGCUGCUGCCUACAUGGGGCAUAAGGAGGCAGUAGAGAUAUUGCUGGAUGCUGGUGCAGAAGUGGACUUGGCAGAUGGGGACGGACGUACUGCGCUCUCAGUGGCUGCGCUGUGUGUGCCAUCAGCAGCAGGGGGAAGAGGACAUGGAGAGGUUGUGAGUCUCUUGUUGGAAAGGGGUGCUAAUCCAGAGCAUAAGGACAAAGAUGGGAUGACACCUUUACUCCUUGCCUCCUAUGAGGGACAUGAGGAAGUGGUAGAGCUCCUCCUAGAGGCUGGUGCUGAUGUGGAUGAGAGUGCUGGAGCCUACCCCUCAGCCAUCACACCUCUCCUUGCAGCUGCAAGCAUGGGCCAUGCCAGCACAGUAAACCGCUUGCUAUUUUGGGGGGCAGCAGUAGAUGGUAUUGAUGGCGAGGGUCGCACAGCACUCUCCUUAGCCGCCUCUAAGGGCAGUGUAGAAGUUGUGCGAGCCCUGCUGGAUCGAGGCCUGGAUGAAAAUCAUAAAGAUGAUUUAGGCUGGACACCACUGCAUACAGCUGCUUGUGAGGGCCACAAGAGUACUUGCACUGUACUCACAGAGAAAGGUAGUAUGGCUAGAGUUGGCGAACUGGAUGUGGAGGGUCGAACCCCACUCAUUCUGGCAGCACAGGAAGGUCACUGCAGUACAGUAAGACAUCUGCUUGACCGCAAAUCACCUAUUGAUCAUCGAGGGUAUAAUGGACACUCUGCACUCAGUGCAGCUGCCCUUCAAGGGCAUGGGGAGGUGGUAGAACUACUCUUGAGACGGGGAGCUGACACUGAUGUUCGAGAUGCAGAAGGAAGACCUCUUCUGUACUUACUAAUUCUGGAAGGGUGUUUGGAUAUAGCAACUUUACUUAUAGAGAAAGGGGGUGUUCCACUAGAAUCAAGAGAUGCAGAGGGUCGUACAGCACUUCAUGUAGCAGCUUGGCAAGGUGACUUAGAUGGGGUUGAGCUGUUGCUCAGACAUGGGGCAGACCCUAAUGCUCUGGACUCAGAAGGUCGACCACCACUACACUCUGUGGCAUGGAGGGGGAACAAGGAUACUGGCAGAUUGCUCCUCAGAGCUAGGGGCAUAAAUGUUGAUUUGGCUUGCAAAAAGCAAGGUGCCACAGCACUCAGUAUUGCUGCUCAGGAAGGACACACUGAAAUUGUGGCCAUACUUUUGGAAAAUGGUGCUAAACCAGAUCUAGUGGAUCACUAUGGCCGCAGCCCAGUAAAAGUUGCAGGAAAGAGAGGUCAUUUUAGCAUUGUCCGCCUACUAGAGAGUUAUGGUGCAAACCCAUUUCUCGGAUUCCCACCUUCACUCUGUGAAACUCCAGGCUCCUCCUGUUCCACCAUACUGAAAACUCAGGUUUCCAUCUGCUCUGUUGAGGGGUCAAGAAAUGGUGACCCAGCCACUUCCUCGACCUCAUCAAACUCUUUGUCAGCCUCUUGCUCACCUGCUUCUACAGCUGAGAGAUUCCCUUCAGUUCCUGGUUCUCAGACAUCUUCAUCCACGUGUCACUCUCUGGCCACGGUGCAGACUGUGCCUGCAGACACCUUAAGCUUUACGCAGCAGAUUCAACAGCACUCACUACCACGCUGCCGUAGUCGGCCCUCUACCUUGCCUCUGCAUGUCUCAAACCCCUCUAGCCUACAGAGAACCACUGCAAGGAACAUGCAAAAAACUGUUUCCAAAGAUAAUACUACCCAUGCACAGUGCACAUCUUUUGGACCACAAGAUUUACAUGUCCCUCUUAAAUGCCUUGGAUUGUCACAUACUUCUGACUAUAUCCUGAAGCCCCAAACACCUCAUUUAAUUGAGAAGGAGCUAGAAAACACCUCCCUAAAAUUUGGAAGUUGCAAAUGGAACUCAGUAAUAAUGUCUCUAGGGUUGACACCAAACCAAGAGAGUGGUAUUAGACAGGCAACAAAUAAAGACAGUCCACGAUUAGGCUAUACCCCACUUAAUUUUCAUUCCAAUGUGCAAAAAGAGAGCUGGGAUGGACUUAAAAAAACAACAAUUUCCCCAACUUUUGACCUUUCAGCUAUCUCUCCACAUGGUGCCUUACUAGAGGAAUCUAUGUUCAUAACAACCACAGACCCUCAGCUUAAUCUCAAACAGGCCAUUAAAUUGCAGUUCGAGGGGCCAACCAGUGCAGCACUUUACAAGAGGGAAACGCCACUCUAAGGCAACCUGUUAUAAUUAGGAGCUCAAGGAGGACAGGGUGCUAUGAAGAAUAUCAGUAUGUAAGUCACUCAGGGAAGUGGAUAACUCUCUAUGAGAUGAGGCCAGCAGACCAUCCACACAAUAUCCUUUUACUUCCUAAAAAAUAUUGUGAGGUGGGCUAAAGGAGCAGCAAAGCAGAAGCAAAGAAUUGAUGGACUUCAAAGGCCCUAUGCAGUGUAUCUUCCUGAAUAUGUGAUGGCUAGUCACCAUGGACAACCAACAGCUCCUCUUCACUCAAAUACCCGCACAAUCACAGAAAAUAUUCUUACAAAGAAACACGACUGGGGAAUUUGGUUGCAUGCAGGAAAAUGCUAUGAGGUGAUCAAAGAUCAUUGCAAAAAGGAAGACAAGCCUAAUAUAUUUUUUUAUUUGCACACAUAUGCCAGGGCUAUAUACUGUAUGGUUGCUUUCAAGUGGCCCAAGUGAGAGCAUGCAUAUCCUAUUGAUGGUAAAUGCAUGGUACAGGGUGUCCAUUAGGUCCAGCAUCAUAUUGUUAUUUAUUUUUUUAUAGACUAUGAUGUAUUUAAGCCAAGAAGAAUGAUUUAAAAUAACUCAUAGCUCAUAGCAAAUCAACCUAAAAAAUUAUAUAUUUUACAAAAGAAAAAUAUAAGCAUUUGUUCGGUUGACAUUUUCUCAUAUGAUGCUAGACUAAAGGGACACCCUGUAUAACAAAGCACCUUUUAAUGCAUUUAUUUCUUUUUGCAAUAUAAUCUACACAAUGACCAGAGGCCAUUUAUUUAUCUGCAAUGUGUUCUGGAAGGGGAAUGAUUUUUCACAAAAAAAGACUCCCGCAUUAACACUAGUAACCAAAGUAACUAGCAAAAACACUAUAACCAUUAUUAACUGUCCCUCUGCCUAUUUUGUAUUCCUUUAAAGAGAUGUUCAGGUUAUCAGUGAUGAUAACCAUUUUUCUGCCAUUUUAAGGCUGUGACUUUGAGCUUGGUGUUUCCAUACUAUAUUUUAAUAUAUUUAUAUUUGUUUUCAUUGUAUUCAUUGUGAUUGAUGUCCUUUUGUGUAAGCAGUGAAUGAAAGAACUGCUCAGCCAGAUUUCUUUUCAAUAGUUAAAGGCAGGUUGUAUUACAUGGAUUAAAAGAAAUUAUGGAUUUAAGGAGAUAUUACAGUUGGAAAGAGAAAGAAGAAAGGAAGGUUGCCAACAAUCUGGAUAAUAGCAGGUGCCAUAGCAGGAGCAGUGCCACUACAUGAGAAAGAGGUUCCAGGAAAAGAGGUUCCAGAAAAAAGAAGGGAUUUUAAACUUUGGUAGAUGUAAUAUACUUUGUUUUUAAUAUAUAAACACAGUGUAAAUACAUUCUUUGUUAUUAUAAUUUUUAAUGAUGUUAACGACUAAUGUUAAAAAUUGUUCAUAAAAAUGUACUUUUAAGUGACAUUCCAUCACAGACUUUGUAAUGCACUGUGACAAUCUUGCUGUUAAAAAAAGCAAGAAUUUCCUUCUCUCUAUAUAUAGGUCUCAAACACAAUGUGGUCAGUUACCUUUGUCAUCACUAUAAAUCAGUACAAAACUGGGGUCAGUAAAGUUUCCUAUGUGUCUUAUGUGCUAACAUUCUUUGUGUGUGUAUAUAAAAGAUUGUACUAUACAUUUUAGCUUUAACUGUGUAAAAAUGUUUGCUUAGUUUUUUUUUUUUUGUUUGUUUUUUGCGUGUCCUGGUAUUCUUUUCAGUGUGUGAAAAUAUCAGACAUUCUCCCACGAACUUUUUUGUUUGUAUAUCCAUUGUGAUACAUUCUCUCUUUCUCCUUCUCACCACUUAUUGAACUGUUUUAUUGCCUCUCCAAAGCUUGUUACUUCCAAAAAAUCCUCUAAAGCAAAUAGAGCAAACAAGUCCAAAUGCCACCUACAGUACGCACACAUCACAUACAGCAAUGUCCACAGAUAUAUGCAAAUUGUACACAAACUGCAUGUACAUUAACUGCAUGUUAACUAAUGUCAUACAGCAUAUUGUUUGGGUCCACUUAUUUGUUUGGAUGAGCAGUGUUUCGUGAUUGUAUCACUCUGGUUAUAUUUGUUCACCACAUAAAAUUCCAAUUCUGCCAAUUCCAAUUCAAGCGACAUUAAAACCAUUACUACAGUAAAUGUAGUAACCUUUAACUAAAAUGUACAAAUGGGAUAUAUAUAUAUAUAUAUAUAUAUAUAUAUAUAUUUCCACUAGUGGAGCAAAAUAAAUGAUGCAUUUGGCUAUACUUUCUCUAAAAUGUAGGUGCUCUAUAUUUAUUUCAUAUUUAUAGAACUCCAGUAUAAAUGCAGUAUUACUAACAACCAUGUGGUAACAGUAAAUAUUUUUUACUUAUCAAUUUGCUGUGUACACAAUUUAUUUAUUUUAUUUUUUAUAAGAUUUGUUUAGUCAGGAGUGUCUGUGUACUGUCUUGUUAGGUUGUCGGUUUUGUUGAGGCAAUGAGGCAGUCUGGACUUUUUUUUUCUAAAUCUAAGGUAUUAUGUCUAUGCAACGAAUGAUCAAGUAUAAUAAUGGAGACAAUCAAUUUUGCAGCAUUAAGGAACUUAAAUUGGUUUACAAAGAGUUAAACUAUUAUGAUGAUUUCUUUUAAUAGUGUAUUGGUAUGCUGAUAGUUAAUUAAGUAAUUAAUGAAGUAAUUUGUCAGCUCACAUCUAAGAGCUCCAUUAGUGGAAACCGGACACCAUAGAACCACAUUAUUUGCCCACUCUCAGCACAGCCAAUACACUGCCACUGUAGGUGCAUAGUAUUGUUCAUGGUCCUGGUAUAUGUAACUCAGCAACAUUGCUUUUUUUCCCAACCAAAUUCAUGUUAGAACAGGUUAAUCUGGUUUCUGUGUUGCCUUUGUCCACAAGCUAACAGUUUUAUAUGGGACAAUUCAUCUACCUGUAUUUUCUAACAUUUAUACCCUUACCUCAAAUAGCAUGAAAGCCUUUCUAAUACACUGAACAUAGUAUUUGUUUGGAAUAGCUAACUGAGUGGAACUGACAUUGUGUUAAAGGUCAGUACACAGGAGGGAAGAGAAAUAUGGGUUAGAUUAAACUGUAAAUUUUGAAGAACCAAAAUAAAAGUCUAUUAUGCAAAUAUUAUUCUAAAACCCUAAAAAUUAUUACAAAUUCUUUAGUUCAAAGGCAAAUUUAUGUAACUUCCUUGUCACUCUUAGUCACUGUGUAUUUGUUACCACAAAUGAUAAGAUAUAUUAUUUUCAAUAAAGCUUACAUCCACACCGCUUUAAGAGGAACCUGAAUAACAUUGUCCCUAGUCUAAAAGCAUUAGCGAAACAGCUAAAUUCAUAUAUGAAUAACAGUGUGUCUGUGUGUUGUUAGUCAUCAUCUCCUGCUCUCAGUGGGAAGCUUUCAGCAGUUGUUCUAAACUAAUAUUCUACAUCUUUUGGCAGGGAGGGGGCGGGGGAUUCCACAGUAGUUUGAGACCUAGUUGAGAUUUUGAAGAGACAUCUCAAGAUUCCACAGUUAUGUCUAAGAGUGUCUAAAGUAACUCAUGACAAACUACAUUCCGGCAAUUGUUGAAACCUGACAUGGUUUUUAAAUUCCUUUUUAUCAAGCUAAUGCUAAAUGUGUUCAUACAUAAACACCAUCCACCCCCACAACAUUGAAGAAUGUGUCUGUUUUUUAUUGAGAAUUGCUUAUGUUGCAAUGCCCCAUUAUAACACAUCAAUACACAACUCUCCUUUUAUGCCAGAUGGUUGCCUGGAGAGUAAGACACCCUUUAGGUGAUGUUACCUUCUGUUUUUACACUGAGGAAUUCUCACAAUGUGACACCUGUAGAGGGGCAGAUUAAAAAAGGGUGGCACAUCUUUUAAGACUAAAUAAAGCAUACAUACAGUAACUAUAGCAAAUUAUAUUCUAACACUGCAUUAACCACACAAUUUAUGAUUAGAUUGACAUUUGUCAAAUUAUACAAGCAUGCAUAAUGAAAGAAAAGUUAACACAACAAAAUACAGUUGAAACAAUUUGAUCUUCAGGUCAAAAGAAUCAAAAGACAAUCAAGAUACUCCAUUAAAAAUCUUUUUACACUUAUGCAGUGCAUAAAAACAACUUGUAACAGUGAAACAGAUGGGCUGGAAACAUUAAGUUGGCCAGAGGAAAAUUACAAUACAGCUCAGUAAAUAAAAGAGACAUACCAUAAGACAGUACAGUAGGAGAGGUUUUUGUCUU